This is a messenger RNA of Nestor notabilis (Kea), 406 nucleotides long. Its product is annotated as nuclear factor 1 C-type-like. The transcript is spliced from 2 exons. Gene Ontology annotation, cellular component: nucleus. Gene Ontology annotation, biological process: regulation of transcription by RNA polymerase II. The record is from RefSeq and is a predicted model, not a curated record. Gene Ontology annotation, molecular function: RNA polymerase II cis-regulatory region sequence-specific DNA binding; DNA-binding transcription factor activity, RNA polymerase II-specific. The annotation marks the transcript as partial. Lineage: Eukaryota; Metazoa; Chordata; Aves; Psittaciformes; Psittacidae.
GAUGAGUUCCACCCCUUCAUCGAGGCGCUGCUCCCCCACGUCCGGGCCUUCGCCUACACGUGGUUCAACCUGCAGGCCCGCAAGCGCAAGUACUUCAAGAAGCAUGAGAAGAGGAUGACGAAGGACGAGGAGAGGGCGGUAAAGGACGAGCUGCUGAGUGAGAAGCCGGAGGUGAAACAGAAAUGGGCCUCACGCCUCCUGGCCAAGCUGCGCAAGGACAUCCGGCCCGAGUGCCGCGAGGACUUCGUGCUCUCCAUCACCGGCAAGAAGCCCUCGUGCUGCGUCCUCUCCAACCCUGACCAGAAGGGGAAGAUGCGCCGCAUCGACUGCCUGCGGCAGCCCCACCACAUCAGUGUCUCCGUCAAGGAGCUGGACCUCUACCUGGCUUACUUCGUCCGCGAGAGAG